AAACCGAAAAUGAAGUUUGGGCGAUUUUGAAAAUGGUUCACGAGAGUCAAGCGAUAGCAAAUAGAAUUAAUUCUCCGCUGGAUCCAAAUUACAAGAACAAGUAUGAUUUCAAUGAGCCUCACUACAGAGUAAAUAUUUCUUACGCAUAUACCUCCGAAAUUGAUAUCAAAGAAUCAGAUGGAAAUAAGGUCGUCCUACAUCAAAUUAUGGGAUGGGACUUGGUUCCUCUGACUGAUCCAAAUGAUCAAGCAAAUAUUCGUUAUCCAGUUAAACGAAGAAAUUGCGAGAUAUUGAACCAUCGAGAUGCUCACCCUGUACUUGGAUACGGAACCAAUAAUGCAAUUGAAGCUUAUGUCCUUUCUCAGGCGUUACUUAAUAAUUCUUCGGGAAAUUAUAUAUCUUGUAUCCAAGCAUAUGAAAUGUUAAAACGCACAUCCGCUUAUGUUAAAAUCUAG
This is a messenger RNA of Funneliformis mosseae, 455 nucleotides long. NCBI's taxonomy places the organism in Eukaryota, Fungi, Glomeromycota, Glomeromycetes, Glomerales, Glomeraceae. The record is from the annotation of a GenBank genome assembly.